UGUAAUAACAUCUCCGUGGCUGUUGCGGUUGUUUAACUUUCAGCUUCAGUUAAUUUAUAUUCAUUCCACUAAAUAACCCAGUGUGCGGAAUUUAGACAUUGUUUACUCUAAAACUAUAUGUUUCAGCCGGUCUUUUUGUGAUGAACACCGUCUCCGGUGACCUCUGCUUGUGUAAACUCCGCUGCUUGUGUAACAUGAACGUUAGCUAGCAGCGUUAGCUAGCGUUAGCUGCACCACAGUCAGGUACCUGCAGCUGUUGUAGCUGUGUAAGCUAGUUAGCUGCCUGUUCAGAAAGCCAGCUUGUAGUAAGUUUUGAGAUGUUUGCCCAAGUGAGAACACGCCUGGGCUCGACUUUGGUCAAACUGCCCAGUUGUUUAGGUUCAAGGGCGACGAGAGGAAUAACACCUGUCUUCUGCAAACACCAGCACCGGAGUUUCAGCUCAGAGUCUGCUGGUGUCCGGGUGCUGUACGAUGGGCUUUGUCCUAUAUGCGUGACAGAGAUCCGUUUCCUCGAGUUUCUGCAGAGAAAUGAGUCUGGGAAAGUACAUUUUAUUGAUAUCGCCCUGCCAGACUAUGAUGGAGCAAAAUACCACAACGUCACCUAUGAGAUGGCCAUGGAGGUGAUGCAUGUGAUCGAUGAGAAUGACCAGAUUCAUCGUGGGAUCCCAGCGUUUGCUGUCAUGUACAGUGCAGUGGGCCUCGGCUGGUUGGGUCGCUUCAUGAUGUGGUCGCCUGUGAGGCCACUUAUGGACAAAUCUUAUGCCAUCUUUGCAAAGAAUCGCCUUAAGUGGACCGGACGUGGGGAGGAGUGCAUGACAGGACGCUGUGAGAAGAAAAUACAGUGAUUCUUGACCUCAGACAAAAAGGAACUGUUCAAACAGGUUAUGAAUAAGUGCAUAAACACCUCAUGGUCAUUCCUGUAUAGCCACUGGUUUAUCAUAAACCUGACAUUAAAGGUUAAUAUAUGUUGCUAAAGUUAAA
This is a messenger RNA of Amphiprion ocellaris (clown anemonefish), 981 nucleotides long. RefSeq lists its product as uncharacterized. The record is from RefSeq and is a predicted model, not a curated record. The transcript has 3 exons. NCBI's taxonomy places the organism in Eukaryota, Metazoa, Chordata, Actinopteri, Pomacentridae. Bases 318 to 845 code for a protein of 175 amino acids. Gene Ontology annotation, molecular function: protein-disulfide reductase activity.